Octopus sinensis (East Asian common octopus) is the source of this 1737-nucleotide messenger RNA. Its product is annotated as general transcription factor IIH subunit 4. The transcript has 14 exons. Lineage: Eukaryota; Metazoa; Mollusca; Cephalopoda; Octopoda; Octopodidae. Gene Ontology annotation, biological process: nucleotide-excision repair. Gene Ontology annotation, cellular component: transcription factor TFIIH core complex; transcription factor TFIIH holo complex. The record is from RefSeq and is a predicted model, not a curated record. Bases 37 to 1404 code for a protein of 455 amino acids. Gene Ontology annotation, molecular function: ATPase activator activity; double-stranded DNA binding.
UUUAGAAAAGAAACACACACUUCAAGUGGGAAAACGAUGUCAGCAACGAUAGAAUCGGGCAAAUUGGAAUGUAAGGAUUUAUACGGGUAUCUUAGAACUUUGCCUGCAAAUGUUCUCGAUAAACUCUAUAAUCAUCCGGCAACAUGUCUUGCUGUAUUCAGGGAAUUACCAGAACUUGCCAAACACUGUGUAAUGAGAAUCCUUUUUGUGGAACAACCCGUACCUCAGGCUGUUGUAGCACAUUGGGUGGCCAACAAACAUCAUGAAGAACAGAAACAGGCAAUGGCUGCUGUGACAGAUCUGAGAGUUUGGCACGAACAACCUCUUCCAGGUGGGAUGAUGGGGUUCAUAUUGAACCAGACAUUCCGAAUGAACAUGAAGACAGCUCUGUUAGGAGGUGGUCAACCAUGGACAGGUGGAGGUUCCCUUCCACCAGAUAAGCAUGCCAAAGAUAUUGCUUUUUUGGACAACUACGCUCAAGACAGAUGGGAAUGUGUUCUUCAUUUUAUGGUUGGUUCAUCCGACUGUGUCAGCAGAGAUAUAAAGUGGGUCUUACUACACGCAGGGCUCAUGAAGGCUGAGUCAGAAGAUCAAGCCCCAGUGAUUACACCAAAUGGUUUCCAAUUCCUACUGAUGGACACAUCGUCUCAAGUCUGGUUCUUCAUGUUACAAUACCUCAAUACACUAGCAACACGAGGCAUGGAUUUAGUCGAAUCUUUGUCCUUCCUUUUCCAGCUGAGUUUUUCAAUAUUUGGAAAGGACUACACAACAGAAGGAAUGUCUGAAGCUCAGCUUCGCCUCUUGCAACAUUUACGAGAGUUUGGUUUAGUUUAUCAAAGGAAGAGAAAAUCUCAGAGAUAUUAUCCAACAAAACUUGCUAUUAAUCUUGCUGCAGGAUUAUCUCAGGUUUCUGAUAAUGCAAUCAGACAAGGUUUUAUUGUAGUAGAAACAAAUUAUCGGGUCUAUGCUUACACAGACUCACAACUCCAGAUUGCUUUAUUAGCUUUAUUCACAGAAAUGAUUUACCGGUUUCCAAAUAUGGUUGUGGGUCAAAUUACCAGAGACAGCGUUCGAUCAGCAUUAAGCUGUGGUAUAAGUGCUGAUCAGAUAAUCCACUUCUUAAAGAGCCAUGCACAUGAGAAAAUGCUAGAAAAGAUGCCAGUUAUUCCUCCAACAGUUACUGACCAGAUCCGUUUGUGGGAGUUGGAAAGAGACCGGUUUAAAUUUACAGACGGAGUACUCUAUAAUCAGUUUCUCUCCCAGAGUGACUUUGAACUUCUCCGCGAUUAUGCUCGGGACCUUGGUGUAUUAGUCUGGGACAAACCAAGCAAGCGAGUUAUGGUUGUGGCUCGCAAUGGCCACGACGAAGUGAAACGCUUUUGGAAGAGACAAAAACAUUCAUGAAGGAUUCCUUAGAUGAUUUUUUUUUGUUAAAAUUCUGAAUGAGAGACUUGAAGAAAUCCCAGCAAGCCACUGACAUCAGUUAAAUCAAUUGUUAAGGGGUCAUCCAAUAAGAUUCAGCAAGUGAAUGUUAAAAAACAUAUCACUAAGUUCUGUAGUAUAUUGUGUUGAAAGCUGGUUGUUACCCUUUACAAGGUUUGGCUGUUGAGGUUGGGGUUUGUCAAUAGCAUCAGUGCUAAAGAUUAUGCAAAGUUAUAUGCAACUGUGAAGAUCUCUUGGACAUAAGUCACUAUAUUUUUGUUAAAUUUAUCCAAGUAAAACAAAGAAGUUUUCAGG